AUGAACUUUGAAACAGUCAGUGCUCAAUGUUCACCUGAAGGAGUGGCUAAUUCAAGAGGAGUGGCAUCCCAGGAAGGGAAGGAGGUUCACUCAUGGCAGAUAACUGAUUGGAAUGCAGAGAACUUAGACUCAGCAACAUUGCAGGCAGUUCUAUGGGCCCUACAGGAAGCAAGAAGAAAGGGGUGGCAAUCCAUAUAUUGUCAAUGGUCCUUUAGGCUGACCAGUCAAAAAGAGUGUUCAACUCAGAUGAGGUUGGCGGAAGUGAAAAUACCAACAAUAGACAGAGCAGGGGCACCGAGCUUAAUGGUCUCCAUGCCGUCACGAGCUGAGAAUUCAAAAUUAUGCUCAAGUUCUUUUGUAGCUGAGAGUUCAAACAAUGCCUUUAGCCGUGCCACCCUCCUUCGCCGUCGAUCUCGUAAAUUGCCGCCUUCGACUGAGAUAGAGCCACCAAAAUCAAACUCGCCGGUUGCCGCCGAUCCCGACCAAGCUGUUAGUAGGGCUGCUGGGUAA
This is a messenger RNA of Striga asiatica, 510 nucleotides long. NCBI's taxonomy places the organism in Eukaryota, Viridiplantae, Streptophyta, Magnoliopsida, Lamiales, Orobanchaceae. The record is from the annotation of a GenBank genome assembly.